Messenger RNA from Diaporthe amygdali, 3960 nucleotides. RefSeq lists its product as uncharacterized. Gene Ontology annotation, cellular component: membrane. The record is from RefSeq and is a predicted model, not a curated record. Lineage: Eukaryota; Fungi; Ascomycota; Sordariomycetes; Diaporthales; Diaporthaceae. Gene Ontology annotation, molecular function: ABC-type transporter activity; ATP hydrolysis activity; ATP binding. The transcript is spliced from 2 exons. The coding region runs from base 1 to 3960 and encodes 1319 amino acids. Gene Ontology annotation, biological process: transmembrane transport.
AUGGGACUUGCCAAAGGGAUCGUGGGCUUCCCUCGCCUGCUUCUGGCAGGGAGCCCCAGCAAAGUCGACAUCGUGAUGCUGUUAGGUGGCAUUUUAUGUGCCAUAGCGUCUGGUGUUCCAUUUCCGCUAAUUGGAGUCGUAUUUGGUGAGCUACUCAACGAUUUCAACGACGUCACAUGCGAUGAGUCGGCCAAUACUUCCACUUCCGACUCGGAUGCCAGCUACCAGAGCAGCAUCAACAGCAAGAUCUUGCUGAUCUUCUACCUGGCUAUCGCCCAGUUCGUCCUCAUCUACGGCCAUCUUCUCUGCUGGAGCUUGACCGGCGCUCGGCUCGCGCAGAGGCUCCGUGAAAGAUACCUCCAGAACCUCCUCCGCCAGGAGCCCUCCUACUUCGACAAUCUGCCCACGGGUGAGGUGGCGUCUCGACUCAGCAGCGACAUCUCAACAAUCCGCUCGGGGACCUCCGAGAAAGUCGGGAUAUGCCUCGCCAGCGUGUCCUUCUUCGUUACCGCGUACAUCGUGGCUUUCAUCAAGAAUUGGGAGCUAGCCGCCAUGCUGCUAUCCCUCAUCCCGGCCUAUUUCGUCAUGUCGUUUGUUGGAAGUUACUACAUCGAAAAGUACUCCGGCCUCAUGUCCGACUACGCCGCCACUGCCGCAUCCAUUGCGUCCGAGGCGCUUUCUAAUACCGUCGUAGUGCAGGCGUUCGGUGCGAACAAGCGGCUCGAGGCCAAGUUUGCGAACGCGCUCAAGUCUUCGGAACGCGAGGGCUUGAAGAAGGCCACUGCGGUAGGAAUUCAGUCAGGUGUCUUGUACUUUGUCGCCUAUUCGGCCAACGGUCUUGCUUUCUGGCAAGGAGCUCAGCGUAUUGCAGACUCAGUGAGCGAUGGUAGUCCAGGCGGAACCACCGUUGGUGCCACAUUCACAGUUAUUUUCAUUCUGGUCGAAGCCACGCUGCUUCUUAGUCAAGUAGCACCAUUCGUUCACUUGUUCACCGCCGCAGUUGCCUCUUUCGAGAAGUUGCGCGCGGACAUCGAUCGUGAACCGUCCUAUGAUGGGACGACAACUUCAGGCACUCGCCUGGAGCAGGCAGAAGGUGGCUUUGAAUUAAGGGAUGUCUCUUUCGUGUACCCAUCCAGGCCAGAGGUCUCCGUGCUCGACCACGUCAGCAUUCGCAUUCCACCGAAGAAACACACAGCCAUCAUCGGUCUCUCUGGUAGCGGGAAGUCGACAAUCGCAGGCCUGGCAAUGCGACUGUACGACCCGGUUGAAGGGCAAAUCCUAUUCGACGGCCACGACCUCCACGAUCUCAAUACCCGCGACUUGAGAAGCUUCGUCAGCUUGGUACAACAAGAGCCGUCCCUACUCGACCGAACUAUUCUCGAGAACAUUGCCCACGGUUUGAUCAACUCUAGCAAUCCCAAACACGCACACCUCAAGGCGGCACUUCUCAGCUCCGUUCUUUCAGAUAUCGCAACCGAAGCAAGGGAUGGCCUGGACCUCAUGGUCGCAGCAGAGAAACAAGGAGCCGAAGUGGUGGAGAUCGUAAACCUGGUCAAACACGCUGCUGUCCUCGCGGAUGCAAGCUCGUUCGUUGAGGGUCUGCAGUAUGGCUACGCCACACUGGUGGGAUCAAUGGGACGACUUGUCAGUGGAGGACAGAAGCAGCGAGUUGCCCUGGCGAGAGCGCUUGUCAAGGAGCCAGCAAUUCUCAUCCUGGACGAAGCUACGGCGGCACUAGACUCAAGGAGUGAGCAGCGGAUCAUGCAGGCCAUCAACAACAUUGCCGAAGGCAGGACCGUUCUCACCAUUGCGCAUCGUCUGUCGACUAUCACCAAUGCGGACAACAUUAUUGUCAUGCACAAGGGACAUGUCGUGGAAGAAGGAAAUCAUACUGAGCUGAUGGCCAAGAAGGGGACGUAUGCCGACCUGAUCGGCAUGCAGAACCUUGGAACAUCUUCCCCAAAGACUGAUGCUUUAGGUGGUGAUUCGCCUACAGGCAAAGGCGACCAGGUUUCUCUGACUGAGACUCUGAUUGAGAAGGAUGUCCCAUCAGGGAACGACGCGGAGAGCUCCGAGGAGAAAGCCGAACCGGACUCAACGAGCGAAGGAGAAGAGGACGAGCCUGAGACCCCGGCCAAGUCUUUGUGGGCUUUAUGCAAAGGUUACGGGCCAGCCCUGAGGCCCCACCUGCUCGUUCUCUUCGUUGCACUUCUUGGCUCCAUCAUCGUUGGCGGAGCCUUCUCCGGUGAAGCCGUGAUCUUCGGUAACACAGUCGGAAGCCUGAACGUAUGCAAAAGCGUCGACAGUAUCCGGGAUGCCGGUGACUUCUUCGGACUCAUGUUCUUCGUACUGGCAAUUAUUGAGUUCUUCGCCAAUGUGAUGAGCUGGUCUGGCUUCGGCUGGGUGUCUGAGCACAUUGUCUAUUCAGUGCGCGUCUUAUCUUUCCGUUCACUCUUCGAGCAGGACCUGCAGUGGCAUCAGUCCAAUAACCGUACACCAGCUCUGCUUCUCUCGUACAUCACUAGAGAUGGCAAUGCUUUGGCUGGGCUGAGCGGUUCUGUUCUUGGCACGAUGAUCUCGAUCACUGUCAACCUCGUUGCCGCUAUUAUCCUGACACACAUCAUUGCCUGGAAAAUCGCCCUGGUGUGUCUCUCCUUGGUGCCACUGCUCCUUGGUGCGGGUAUGAUGGAGCUGCACGUCCUCGGCAAAUUCGAAGUGAAGCACGAGACGGCCUACACCAAGUCAGUCGACAUCGGCACUGAGGCAAUCACGAAUAUCAAGACAGUUGCGUCCCUUUCUCUGGAAGAGGAAAUCCUCAGCGACUACCGACGAUCCCUGAAAGGACCUCGCCAGGAGACCCUCAAGGUCACACUGCAGGCGAGUUUCUGCCAAGCCCUCACAUACUUCCUUGGCAACUGUGUGAACGCACUGGCAUACUGGUGGGGCGCCAAGCAGAUCAUCGCGGGCAACUAUACACAGACGCAAUUCUUGAUCGUGGUCUUCUCCCUCCUUGUCAGCGCACUUCUCUUCAGCCAGAUGUUCGCACUCGCGCCGGAGCUGUCAAGUGCCCGUGCCGCAGCGGCGAGGAUUCUGGGUCUCAUCGAGAUUGGCUCGGAUGGCAUGAAAGGGCGCAUCACCGAUGUCCCUUCAGACUCAGCGGAUGUCGAGGCUGCUGGCGAGAAAUCGGCUUCUCCUUCUACCUCUGCCCGCCAGGCUGCUACUGUGCAGUUCCGAGACGUUCACUUCGCCUAUCCUGCCCGGCCAGACGUCAAGGUUCUGAGUGGCCUGACCAUGGACAUCCGCCCCGGCCACUUCUGCGCGCUAGUCGGUCCCAGCGGCGCAGGCAAGUCGACCAUCAUCUCGCUCGUCGAGCGCCUAUACACGCCCUCAUCGGGUGCCAUUCUGGUCAACGGCGUUGACGUGACGAAAGCCCGCGAUGUCUCAUUCAGGGACACGAUCUCUCUCGUGCCGCAGGAGAGCGUGCUGUUCGAGGGCAGCAUCAAGUUCAACAUCGGCCUGGGCGCCAAGCCGGGCCAGGAGGCCAGCCAGGAAGACAUUGAGGAGGCGUGCAAGCUCGCCAACAUCCACGACGUGAUCAUGGCGCUGCCCGAGGGGUAUGACACGCUCUGCGGUCCCAACGGAUCCCAGUUCUCCGGUGGCCAGCGGCAGAGAUUGUCAAUUGCUCGCGCGCUCGUGCGCAAGCCCACACUACUUAUCCUCGACGAACCGACCAGUGCCUUGGACGCUGAGUCGGAGAAGCUGCUGCAGGAAGGUCUGGAGAAGGCCGCGAGAGGAGUAACUGUCAUUGCUAUUGCUCAUCGCUUGCAUACUAUCCGGAAAGCAAACCGCAUCUUCCUCAUUGAGGCGGGUCAGUGUGUUGAUGCAGGUUCUCAUGAGGACCUGUUGGAGAGGUCAGCCAGUUAUCGGGCUAAUGUGAUGCACCAGACCGUGGCCGAGUAA